Molecule: messenger RNA, 3744 nt
Organism: Saccostrea echinata
Lineage: Eukaryota; Metazoa; Mollusca; Bivalvia; Ostreida; Ostreidae
Exons: 15
Coding region: 1-3744 (1247 amino acids)
Biological process (GO): protein phosphorylation; innate immune response; cell surface receptor protein tyrosine kinase signaling pathway
Cellular component (GO): extrinsic component of cytoplasmic side of plasma membrane
Molecular function (GO): ATP binding; signaling receptor binding; non-membrane spanning protein tyrosine kinase activity
Source: RefSeq, a predicted model, not a curated record
AUGGACGACUUCGGCUACACUCCCAAAAAUUCCAGUUUAAACAUUACACUGUAUACCUCUAUUGCUCCUCACACCAAGGACUACUUUGUCAGUGCGGAGAGUUAUCAGAGAGCAUUGGGGAAUGAGCCUAGAAUAUUACACAGUCUGGUUUCCUCUAAAGAUAAAACAGAACUAGUUUCAGACUUUGAAGAAAAAUGUGAAAGGUUUACUGAUGUAGAAUUACAAGACUUAAUCCAAAGAACUCGCACUCAUAUCGUUCCGCGUUUGACAAAGCCCAAAAAAAUUGCAGAACUCUCAAAACUAUUAGUAUGUAAAGACAGGCAAUUUCAGAAAUUCAUACUUGGAAAACUGAAAUGUAUUAUCUGCAGGUUAGAUAUUUCGGCCCUGCCCUUUGUGGACAUAAAAAGCUGUCUGAUAAAUUUGAUGAAAAGAUUCCAAAGGGACACAGUUGAAGAGGAUUUAGAAAUGUGGUACGAAUCAUGUUUACCAAUUAUGGAUAUCAUGGCAAUUUCCAUGCUACAGUAUUGUUUCCGAAACAAUGAAAAGAAAGAGAUUGAAAGCAAAAUUUGUGACAUAUGCAAGAAUAUUGAUGAUGUGUAUACAAAACUGAGUUCAAAGAGGAAAUUAAAGAAGACUCAACCGCGUAAUUUUGCUGCAUUGAAAUGUAUGGCCUUAUUUGCCAGGUCACUUUCAUCUGGCUUUCAGUUAAGUAGACAUUCUCGUGUCAUUUUUGAAAGAUGGGAAGAUGCCUUUUACUCAAAAGAACAUGCUGAACACCUAGUCAGCAUAGAAAAUCAGUCUUUCAAUGAACAAUUCAUGGCCCUGUUUGCAUUUCUACUAAAGCUGAAGAGCAAUGCGUCGGUGCAUGAUCAGUUCUUAAGGUUUGUAGGAUUAUUAUUUCUCCAGAAGAAAACCGAUAAAAAGUGGUCAGAAGUACAGCACCAUGCCUUGGCCGAGAUUACCUUACGUGGAAUUGGAGCUUGUCUUUGUCAUCCUAAGGGAGAGAAGGGUGACCUUCUGAAGGUCGUCGAGAUCUGCUGGAGCAGGAUGUCAGGACACAAGAGUUUUCUACCUCUCCCAGAGGAACUCUCCAAUCAUCUCUUUACAGGUGACAAACAACUUGUAAAUACCAUCAUCCAAUGUCUGAACAUCUCUGAAAGAUCUUUGUUGGAAUUUACAGAAACGUACGUUCAAAGACACGUCACUGAUGUAGUCUUCCAUCACACGAAAAGAAAAACUCUGCCAAAAAAGACUGAUCAUUCAUAUUGGUCUUUUUGUCAAGGGCGCAUCAACAAGUGCGAGGCAAGCAUUGCCAUUUGUGUUCCAGGCAUAUCAAUGAGUUCUCUUCAGGGAAUAAAAGAAAAAUGUAAGAUAAAGAACAGCAUGCUGGAAAAUGACUUCAAAAUUCUUUUAGGACUACAAAAGGAUGAAACUCACAUCAAUGUUGUUAGAUUACUGGCUUAUAGUGACUUAAAAAACUCCCUUCCUUUCUAUGUAAAAGAAAACCACAGGAUAGAAAUAUUGGAAAAACUUCUAGAAAUACGAGGACAAAAAACAAGAUUUUCUGUGCUUUGGUUAAAUAAUCGUUUGAUUGAAAUGAUAAGCGCUCUCAAUUACUUACAUGGCAAAAAGAUCAUUCAUCGUGACGUCACACUUCGGUGCUUUCACCUUGCACAAUUCCCAGAGACGGAAGAGGAUGCAGCCGUUUUGUAUGAUUUGAAUCUUGCAUGUCAAACAGAUUUUAGUAUGACAGCAAGUUGUCAGGUAGCAGACAUGCAGGGAGAUGGCUUUCCUAUUCGUUGGUCGGCUGUUGAGUCAAUCCUUUUAAAUUGCUACGACGCCAGAUCCGAUAUCUGGAUGUUUGGUCACGUGAUCCAUGAGCUAUUUACUUACGGAUGUGAACCAUUUACUGAUCAGUACAGCUCAACCACAGAUGAUAUUAUAUCAGGGGUAUUAUCAGGAGACAUAUCCCCUUACCGGUGGCCCUGUAUUCCUUAUGACUACCACAAGUUAGCACUAUCAUGCUGGAAGACAGACCCAAAAGACAGACCAUCUGCUGAAGAAAUCCUGAAACAGCUCAGAAGGCUAAGGGAUAAGCGAGUAGUAGGAGAAACCCCCGAUCUUCCACGACUCAGUGAGAGUCAACAGGAACGAGGCCAUGAACCAGAAAGGGGCAUUUCUCCGUUCAUAAGAAAGCUUAAAGAGAAAAGCCUAGAGAAAAAAGAAAAUAUUAGGAAAACCGUUAUCGAGAUGAGACGCCAAAGUAUGCCGAAUCCUCGAAGUCCUUUAAAAGAACCUGUAUUGGACCUUGAUGACAUCAAACCAUUGCAUGACCCUGUCGUCGAGGAAACAGUAAAUAUCGUUUAUUUUGAGCAAGUCUCUGUGCAAUUUUGCGAGAAAAUUCUACCCACCAUGAGCCCUGACUUCUGUGAGAAAAUGGGAAUCAUCGCUGAUACACUCUCUCGUGAAAAGGGCAGUAUCUCUGGAAAGGGAAUAGAUAAUGUUUUAAAAUACAUGUAUCCCAAAGCUGUUAAUAUUCUGAAACUACUGAAAGGCAAUGUGUCCCACCAUUCUUGUGCUAUGAUGCUUUUAGCUGUGGCACAGCUUGUUCAGAAAAUGCAUGCAAAAAGAUGGCUGAUAGUUGCGCUGAGAGCAAAGAACAUCUAUAUUCAACAUCAGGAAAACCAAUACAGGGCGUUUCUUGUAAAAUUAGGGACAAUGGUACGCUUACCGGAAACACCCGAUAUAAAUCAAGGAAGUAUUCGUGUCUCAGACAGAUUUGAGGACAUGAUAUUUUGGAUCCCUAGGGAGGUGAUAUCUUUUGGAGAAUUAUCUACAGGAAGUGACGUUUACACAAUGGCGAUGUUGUUUUACCAAGUUUAUAUGGCAUUCUCAGGGCAUGACGAACUUCAAACUGUACCUUUUGCCAGAAAUUAUAAAUCUCAGAUACUUGGUGUACUUAAUGAGGGGCAGAAACCAGAAAAACCAGAGAAGUGUCCCGACUGGCUGUAUGAUGACGUCAUGAUCCCUUGUUGGCAUAGUGAUAGAUCUUGCAGACCAUCGGCUUGUGACAUUGUGGAAAUCAUGACGAAGAGGAUAAGUGAGAACCAAGACAUCACGUCGUCAAGUUUAAAAACAGACAAAAGAUCAUUUAAUAAUCGAGAUGAUACAUCCCCAGAAAGAAUUGCCGAGGAACAGAAUCUUAAUGGUGGAUAUUUGGAUGCCACAGACACUAAAAAACAACAGUGCUGUGAAUAUGACAUGUUAGGUCAGACUGUGGAAGACCAGUAUGAUGAUAUCGCGAAUACUAAUUCCACAAAAGAAAACAGUUUUUCUAGCAGAAUGGUUGAAAGUUCUAGUCGAUCAUUUACUCUUAACGAGAAAGAAAUGGCACAAUUUGAAAUGGACUGCCAACCAUCAGUGCCUUCUACGUCAACAUCAUCAUUUAUUUCACCCAAUACAAAUGAUACGAACUUAGAAUUUCCUAUAUUUCGACCUACUGAACCCCAACCCUUCCGUGAUAAGUCUCAGGCAUUUGGAGAUAAGAACCCUGAAUCUCAUAAUUUAAAGAGCAAUCCACUUUUUCAGAGUUUUCAAAGUAGUGUCGGAUACUCAGCAAGCACAUCCACAGACGGUAUCAGAAAAGAAGAACCCAAAAACAAAGUUCCAUUUAAUAAUGUGCUGACAAAUCCUAAUUCUGAAUCGGUGAAUAAAUCAUCGGAUUUUGCGAGCUCAGAAAGUUAA